AUGAAAUCACAAUUGAGAAAACAAAAAAAAAGUAUCAAAGCUUUCAAAAUCGCAUUGAAAUGGAAAGUUUAUGAAGGGAUUAAAAUGCAAAAAGAUUUUCCAACACUGUUGCCAACAACAUUUUUAUCUCCAUUAUUCCAGACAAAAUUUAAGACUUUUAGUUUAAACUUUAAAACUUUUAGUUUAAAAUGUUUAAAGUACAAAGCAAAUGAUGUCAUUUCAUUGAUACAAAAUACAAUCCACUCUUUUUCCUUCGUUAACUUCUCAGCUAGAAAGCAGACGGGAAAGCUCGACUCGCGUAAAACUAUUUGGGGAAUUUCAUCGAACUUUUAUAGACAGAAAACAUUACAAGUUGAAAAUAAAAAUCCUACGUCCUCCCACGCAAUUUCCGUAUAUGUCGUGCAUCAACUUCCCGGAAGAAUAAACAGCAGAAUAACUAAAUAG
Clunio marinus is the source of this 444-nucleotide messenger RNA. The record is from the annotation of a GenBank genome assembly. NCBI's taxonomy places the organism in Eukaryota, Metazoa, Arthropoda, Insecta, Diptera, Chironomidae.